AUGGCGCGAUGCUUGGAGAUUGCGCUGCUUCUGUGCGCAUGCAUGGCGGAAGGUAUCGCGUUCAUGAUCCCAUCGGUCCAUGCAGCGUCUCACUUGCUCGAGAUGAAGGGGCUGAGAUCGCAGGCAUCCAGGGGGGUUUCUCUGAGAAUGGCGAGCAUCCUGCCUGAGGCAGCCAUCAAGGCUGUGCAGGAAUGGAACGGCGCGCCAAAAGAUUGCGAGUACGUGUGCGCAGCCUCCAAGACUGACGCCACGGUCAUGUCGGAUUUCUUCUCCCAGUCAUUGGGCGGCGGAAAGAAGGACUCCCAGGUCGUUUUCGUGGCUCCCAACUGCAAGAGUGCAGGCAGCAAGUUUGACGACAUGGCAAAGCACCUCAAGUCGGCGUGCGGCUUCUCUGACCUCAGCGUGCUCGAGAGCGCUCCUCAGCCCUGCUUCACUUUCAAGAGGCAGCUGGGUCCCACGAGCUCCCAGGCCGCACGGUCCACCGUCUCAGAGCAGCAGGUGAUGAACAGGGUUCUUGACUGGUUUCAGAACUUGAUGAUCUACCACAUCGACAACGAGGAGGACUUUGUGGAGAUCGGCCGCAUCCUCCUCUCGGUCAAGCGCUACACCGUCACACCCGCUGAGCACCAGUUCGAGCUGCAGCAGGCUUUCUGGAAGGAGGUGGCAACCCUGGUGGAAGGGGGGGAGGGGAACACUAUGAUGAUCGCCUCAAACUUCAUGCUCGAUGACGCUGAAGGGUUCGAGAAGUUCGUACAGACACAACUCACCGACCCGCUCCUCAAGUGGGCGUCCGAGGGGAAGGAGCUCAGGUUGAACUGCCACCAUCCUAAGGGCCCUCGCCAAUCUCCAUGGCCCAUCAUUCAGAUCCACAGUUAUGAUCCUCCCCCUCCUCCUUCGAACGAGCCUGGGUUGGACGACGUGACGUUUGAUGAUCAGCUGGAUUGGGGGACCGUCUCGUCGCAGGACUUGAGGAACGCCAAGCAAUCUCCGGGGAAGACUUAUCCCAUCGAAAUAGACCAAAACAACUUCAAAGAUCUGAAAUGA
Molecule: messenger RNA, 1044 nt
Organism: Guillardia theta CCMP2712
Lineage: Eukaryota; Cryptophyceae; Pyrenomonadales; Geminigeraceae
Exons: 6
Coding region: 1-1044 (347 amino acids)
Source: RefSeq, a predicted model, not a curated record